GCCGCCGAGGUGCUCUGGCGUCGCCGCUCCCCUCCUCCGCCCCGCGUCGUGACUCUUUUCCCCCUUCUUUUCCCCUCAGAGGAUGUCCGCCUUCCAGGUCAACCUCAACCCGCUCAAGGAGCCGCUCGGCUUCAUCAAGGUCCUCGAGUGGUUUGCUUCCAUCUUCGCUUUUGCCACCUGUGGCGGCUUUAAGGGCAAAACAGAAAUUCAAGUGAGUUGUCCUAAACUUGGUAACAAUAAGACAGUUACAGCUACUUUUGGUUAUCCAUUCAGGUUGAAUCAGGCAUCAUUUCACACUCCUUCAGAUGUCAGUGUGUGUAAUGUGACCUGGAAGAACCAUGUCCUCAUAGGUGAUUACUCCUCUUCUGCACAGUUCUAUGUCACAUUUGCAGUCUUUGUGUUCUUGUACUGCAUCGCUGCCCUUCUGCUCUAUGUUGGUUACACGAACCUCUACCGGGAGAGUCGUAAACUCCCCAUGAUUGACUUUAUUGUUACUCUUGUUGCCACUUUUCUGUGGUUGGUGAGUGCCUCGGCCUGGGCUAAAGCCCUUACAGAUAUUAAAAUAGCUACCGGACACAGUAUUAUCAAAGAACUUGAGCCUUGUCACAACCCACAAAUACAAUGUCAGUUUAUCUCUGUGACUAGUAUGGGAUCCCUAAAUGUAUCCGUGAUCUUUGGCUUUCUGAAUAUGAUACUUUGGGGAGGAAAUGCCUGGUUUGUGUACAAGGAGACCAGCUUACAUAAUCCAUCAAAUAUGUCAGCUUCCCACAGCCAAGGAGGUGUUCCACCCCCUUCUGGAAUAUAAUUAAAGGGAGAAUACACUGAAUGAAAUGUGUGCUAUACUCUGCCUUGUUGCCAACAUCUUGAGAAGCAUUAUUGUUUCUAAUAAAAAGUAAUGGCUUUUUCAGUAAAUUGGUGGGUUUUAAAAUUUGCUGCUUUUCUACAUAAAAUGUGCCUUUUCUAGAAAUUUAAGAUGUAAAUGUAUUUUUACAUGUAAGUUUGAAAAUUCAGGAGCCUGUUAAGAGAUGAUACUUAUUUUUAAGUGAAUAGUAAUUUCACUAAGUUGCCUUCUAAAGUGUUUACACCUUAAACUUUAACAGAAACCUUCAUUUAGAAACCAGUUCUGUCAUAUCAUAAUAUAGGAAGAAUUUGUUUGAGACAUACACUACUGUUAGUUUGUAUACAUCAUAUCUAAGGCUUGGCUUGUUUAAGGAAAUCUUGAAUGCAUAAAUCAUAUUUAGAAAAAAAUUAGUGCAAUUUUAUAUCUGAAUAUUAUUCAUGAUAAGAUUUUUUGAAUUGCAAAAACUGGGUAUGUAUUUUGUUUCUUUUUUCUGAAUGACCUGCUAUACUUAUUAGGUGUACUAAAAUUGUCUUAGGAGCAAGGAUUUGAAAAU
Psammomys obesus (fat sand rat) is the source of this 1394-nucleotide messenger RNA. RefSeq names its product synaptophysin-like protein 1. The record is from RefSeq and is a predicted model, not a curated record. The transcript has a single exon. The coding region runs from base 83 to 805 and encodes 240 amino acids. Lineage: Eukaryota; Metazoa; Chordata; Mammalia; Rodentia; Muridae. Gene Ontology annotation, cellular component: synaptic vesicle; synaptic vesicle membrane.